Messenger RNA from Pelobates fuscus (common spadefoot toad), 1940 nucleotides. RefSeq names its product protein mono-ADP-ribosyltransferase TIPARP-like. The coding region runs from base 14 to 1513 and encodes 499 amino acids. Gene Ontology annotation, cellular component: nucleus. The record is from RefSeq and is a predicted model, not a curated record. NCBI's taxonomy places the organism in Eukaryota, Metazoa, Chordata, Amphibia, Anura, Pelobatidae. Gene Ontology annotation, molecular function: NAD+-protein mono-ADP-ribosyltransferase activity; metal ion binding; NAD+ poly-ADP-ribosyltransferase activity. The transcript is spliced from 5 exons.
UUUAACUGUCACAAUGUAUCUGAGAGCUCAGCUUCCUUCCAGAAGAACAGUUCUGUCUGUCACCAGGAAGCGCAAAUAUUCCAGCUACCUCACCGUCCAAAAGCCAACAGAGGAAGAGAAUUACCUGAAGAAACUGGAAUUUAUGGAAGUUCACAAGACAAAGGAUGGGACCAUGACUGAUGUGCCGUUGACAUUUUGGGGCGUGCAGGAGAAUCUCAUGUAUCACAUCCAUCAAGGGGAUGGCAUAGAGAUCUGCUCAGAUUUUCUAGCUGGGAAUUGUGAUAAAGGUGCAAAGUGCCUUCAGCAUCAUACCAUACUGCCUUACGCCUGGCAGCUGCAGGAAAGGAGCACGGGCGCGUGGCACACUGUUGGAGGAUGGGGUCAAGAAAUCCUAGAGAGGCUGUUUUGUGACCCCAAUAUAAAAAGGGUUUGCUCAAAGCCUGAGGGCCAGCCACCUAUGAAUAUAUGUUUUAACACCAUGGAUGUGAAAUCAAAGGGGCCGUAUUAUUGCAUUCGACGUCUCUCCACCUCUUUGUGUCCUACCAUGCCUUUUAACACCCGUGUCAAGUAUUACUAUGGAAAUCAUUGCCGCUGGACGGAAUAUAGUCAGGAGAUUUCCAAAUGUAUAGAGGAAGGUUUGUCUAAGGGACACAAACAAGUCCUGUGCAGUAGCCCAGUGUUCAGGUACCUUCUGGAUCUCCAAGAGUUCUCUGAGACAAAUAUUGAUACUGGAACUAAAAGAACCAUACGAAUCCGGCCUGUGUUCAGAUCCCCAUGCAUGAUGUCUGAGCUUUGGAUGAUGCCCAGUGUGUGCCCGGUUAGUAGCUCAUGCUCUUUGGAUCAUGUAGAAUCAUGCAGGAAUCCUCGGAUUUGGUUUGUUAAUGAUCCUUUCUAUGAGAAGGUUUCCCUGUCAUUUAAGGACAUGGAAUUUGUACGUGUCUACAACUAUUUCCACAAGACCAUGUCAGAGUCUCAGUACAUGAUCCUAGACAUCUGUAGAAUCCAGAAUUAUUUUCAGAUGGAGAAAUAUGCAAGGAAGAAGGAUUAUAUGUCUCGAAUCCUGUCCGAAACAGAAAAGAACAAUUUGGAGCGCUAUCUUUUCUACAGUGCGCACUACGCUUUGGUGGAGAAUAUUUGUAGACAGAACUUUGAUCCGCGUGUGAUGGGUAAACACCCACUUCGGUAUGGGGAAGGAUGCUACUUCUUUAAGAGCUCUAGAUAUGCCCAUAACUUUAUCCAUGCUUCACCCUGUGGUCAUUAUUUUAUGUUUCUAGCCAAGGUCUUGGUAGGAUGUCCAACUGUGGGUUAUCCCUCUCUGCGUCGUCCCCCACCACUAAAUCCUGAAGACACAGCCAGCCUUCUCUAUGAUUCCUGUGUCUCGAGGUUAAAAGAUCCUGGCAUCUUUGUACUUUUUGAUGAUGACCAGUUUUACCCAUACUUCCUCAUAAGGUACUGUAAGAUAAGAAAGGCAAACAUUUGGACGGAGACCUUGUAUAAACAAGCUAGUUCAUAGAAAAAAUGCUUAACCCAGACUGAAAAAGAAAUGCACUUUAAAUACUGUGGUUUUAACGUUGAUACUUGAGCCUCAUUCUACUUUCAGUUUCAAAUUGAGAUUGUAUAACCUUGCAUCGGUGUAAAACUAUCUAAUUGUAGUCUAUUACAGUGUUGUUAUUGUACAGCUGUGUUAAUGUUCAGUUGGUCAUUUUUUAGGAACUUUUAUUUAAUAUUGAUGAAAAGGAGAUUCAUGUGAACUCAAAGUUAACCUUUGUAUACCUUUAUAAAAUUCACAUUAAACAGUUCACAAACUAUAUUUAAUUGAAGCAAGUAUUGAAGCCAUUACAAUAAAAUGAAACGACUUGUAAAAUUAGGUGUUGUCAUGUAAUACGUUGUAACGCAUGUUAUAUUUAAUACACACACACAAUAAAUUUGUUAGAUAUACA